ACGCAUUUCAAACUCGGUCUGUGCGAUUGCGCGACCGUGACUGGCAGUGACAGCGAGGUGACCUGUCUACAGCACAGCAGUAGUGCUAUCAUCAGCCUGUGCAAGCCUGCGCCGCGCCGCAUCGCGCUUGGAGCCCGCGCGGGCGCCAAAAAGAGCAGCACUGCUAGCAGCGCCGCGCAAGGCGCGAGCCGCAGCCGCGACGCCACGAGCUGCGACCCGGACGCCGCGCAGCGCGCAAACGACGGUCGACGAUGGCCGCGGCGGAGGGCUACGACGACUUUGAGACGUACGCGGGCCCGGCGCCGCGACUCGGAUGGCUUUUAAAUAUGGCGCCGACGACGUUCCAGCGAGGAGAUAGGGAACUGAGCGGCGUGGAGCUCUUUUUACUCUCCAAGGACGCCAAGAACAACUUUCGGGUUACUGUGGGAUAUGCGCCUUACUUUUACGUCGCCGUCUCCCUCAAGUUUGAAAGGUUGACGGAGGCGACGAAAACUUUACUCCAGAGGCGCUUCGAGCAGGAGAAUUGUAGGGUAGAAACGGUACUCUUGGAGGACCUGGAUGCCCCGAACCACGUCGCCGGGUAUAAGCGACCGUACCUCAAGCUAUCGUUUGACAACGUCCGGGAAUUGAUGAGUGUGCGCCAGGAGCUGAAGCCCGUCAUCUUCGAGAACCGGAAACGCUUGGCGCAGAACCACUUCCAGGAGGACGAUGCGCGAGCUCCAGACGAUUUACUAGAGGCACUAGAUGAAAUACGGGAGUACGACGUGCCGUAUGCGAUGCGCUGCUCCAUUGACUUGGACUUUCGGGUAGGUGCUUGGUUAGAAGUAUCACCAGACCUCGGCAUUGAGAGAGAUGAAAACGAAGCGACGGACUCCGAAGUCCCGGGUGGGUAUUCUGUUACGUGGCAGCGCGACGUGCUCGAAAAACCGUCACCGCGCAUCCUCGCCUUUGAUAUUGAAUGUACGAAAGCACCGCUCAAGUUCCCGAACGCCGAGCGGGACGAGGUCUUCAUGAUCUCGUACAUGAUUGAUGGCCAGGGCUACUUAGUCAUCUCUCGAGAUGUGGUCAGCGAGGACAUCCCCUCCUUCGAGUACACGCCGAAGCCGGCCUUCCCGGGGCCGUUUACGGUCUUCAACGAACAAAAUGAAGAGCAGUGCAUCAGAAAGUUCAUCGAGCACUGCAAAGAAUUAAAGCCCCACGUGUUCGUUACCUAUAACGGCGAUUUUUUUGAUUGGCCCUUCCUCGAUAAAAGGUGCCAGCUCCUCGGCAUCUCCAUCGCCAACGAGUUGGGGAUUGCGGGCAACGAGCAGGGCGAGUGGCGCGGCACGGGCGGCCAGGUGCACCUGGAUGCGUUCGCCUGGGUGAAACGCGAUUCUUAUCUGCCCCAAGGCUCGCAGGGCCUGAAAGCGGUCACGAAAUACAAGCUAGGGUACGAUCCAGUGGAAGUUGAUCCGGAAGACAUGGUUAGGUUUGCUCGCACCGAACCGCGGACCAUGGCCUCGUAUUCUGUUUCCGACGCCGUCGCGACGUAUUAUCUGUACGAGAUUUACGUGAAUUUAUUUAUAUUCUCGCUGUGUACGGUGAUCCCGAACGGCCCCGAGGACGUCCUGCGGAAAGGUUCCGGAACGCUAUGUGAGGCACUGUUGAUGGUCGAGGCCUUCAAAGCUUCUGUAGUGUGUCCCAACAAGCAGAACGAGCCCCAUUUGCUGAGGAAGGAAGGUAAGUUAGUGGAGUCGGAGACUUAUGUCGGGGGCCAUGUGGAAUCGCUGGAAUCUGGAGUGUUUCGUUCGGAUUUACCGGUGGCGUUCGACUUGGAUUCGAAGGCUUUUGAGAAACUCAUCGAGAAUGUGGAUAGAGAUUUAGAAUUCCACGCCCGUACCGAGGGCAAGGGCGCUUCCCGUGAAGAUGUAGUGAACUUCGACGACAUUAGAUCGCAGUUAAUCAGUGCGUUGGAGGCUUUACGAGAUGCUCCGAAGCGAACGGAAGCACCUAGGAUCUACCACCUGGACGUGUCUGCCAUGUACCCGAAUAUUAUCCUCACGAACCGGUUGCAACCGACCGCGAUUGUGGACCGAGAGAAGUGCGCCGGCUGCGACUACAACCGGGAAGGGAAUCAAUGUAAAAGACCGAUGGACUGGAUCUGGCGGGGCGACGUGAAUCCGUCCUCUGCGGCGGAGGUGAAUUCGCUGCAUCGCCAGUUGCAGUACGAAUCUGUUGAUGUGGACGGUGCUCAACAACGCUACGCCGCUUUGCCGGAAAAAGAUCAAGCACUAAGACUCAAGACGCGCCUGCGAGACUAUGCGCAAAAGGUGUACCAGAAGCAGAAGAUUGUGGUCGAGGAACCUCGUACUGAUGUGGUCUGCAUGAGGGAGAAUUCGUUUUAUGUGGACACGGUGCGGGCGUUUCGCGAUCGUCGCUACGAGUACAAAGGCCUGACGAAGGCCUGGAAGAAGAAGCGGGAAAAAGCUACUGACAGAGCUUCUAGAAAGCACGCGGAAGAUAAGGAGUUGUUGUUUGAAUCUUUGCAAGUCGCUCAUAAAUGUAUUCUCAACAGUUUCUAUGGGUACGUCAUGCGCAAGGGCGCGCGGUGGCGCAGCAUGCCCAUGGCCGGUAUUGUCACACUGACGGGCGCCCAAUUGAUUACCCAGGCUCGCGAAUUGGUAGAGAAAGUCGGCCGACCGCUGGAGUUGGACACGGACGGCAUCUGGUGCAUGCUGCCCGAGAGUUUCCCGGAGAACUAUGUGCUAGACAUCAAGCAGGCUGACGGCUCCAUCAAGAAGCUACCGUUCAGCUACCCCUGCGGCAUGCUCAAUGCGGACGUCCACGCGAACUACACAAACCACCAGAUGCAGACCAAGAAUACUAGUGGAGGGUACGACAUCAGUUCGGAGUGUAGUAUCUUCUUUGAAGUCGAUGGGCCCUACAAGUGCAUGGUCCUACCGGCCUCGACGGAGGAGGGCAAGUUACUGAAGAAGCGCUACGCGGUCUUUAAUGAUGACGGGAGUUUGGCGGAGCUCAAGGGUUUUGAACUCAAACGUAGGGGUGAGUUAGAACUCAUCAAGGCGUUCCAGGCGGAAUUGUUCGAUCAAUUCCUACGAGGCAACACCAUAGAGGAGUGCUACGCCCAAGUCGCAAGUUGCGCCAAUGCCUGGCUCGAUAUUGUCGAGCAUCGCGGCGCGGGCAUGGACGCCGACGAAGUGUUAGAUCUCAUUUCGGAAAAUAGAUCGUUGUCCAGAGAGGUCUCGGAGUACGAAGGUCGCAAGAUGACGUCGUUAACUACUGCGAGACGUAUUGCCGAUUUCUUAGGGGACGACAUGAUCCAGGGUUCCGGUCUGCAGUGUAAACUCGUGAUUAGUGCGAAGCCGGCCGGCGCCCCGGUCACGGAGCGAGCCAUCCCGACGGUCAUCUUUUCUGCGGAGCCGGCCGUGCGGAGGCAUUUCCUGCGCAAAUGGCUGAAAGAUCCCGCUGCCUUAGAUCCCACGGUUUCUGAUGUGGUCGACUGGCGGUAUUAUCGAGAUCGCUUGGAAGGUGUGAUUCGGAAGAUCGUGACCAUACCAGCAGCGUUGCAAGGUGUUCAGAACCCGGUACCUAGAGUGCCCCACCCGGAGUGGCUGCGCAAGUUCGUCGCUAAUAGGGAUGAUACGCGCAAGCAGACGAAAAUAUCCUCGUUCUUUGACAAGGAGAAUACCUCGGUGAAGAAGCCCAAGGUCCGGGAUUUGGAGGACAUCGCGUCUCAGAAGAGUAUGACUCCUGUCGUCGCGCGGUCCCGCAAGAAGGUCGCUUCUACGGCUUCUACGGCCCUGGUGCCGUCGUCGGAAGCGCCGCAAUUAGGCUUAUCAUUGAAGAAGAUCGAACCAUCAAACUACGAAGCGUGGCUCCAAGACCGGAAGCAGCGCUGGCGGGCUCGCAGAGCCGCUCGUAAAUCAGACAACGACAGUGCCAAGAAGAUGGCGCGACAUACUACGAGUCAACAGCAACCCCUCAAGCGCAAGACCGUGACGGAUCUAGUACGAUCUUCCACACGCUCUUUAACGAGAGGCACGUGGCGCGUCCUCGAAGUCAGAGACGGCGACACGCCCGGGCUACUCACGUGCUUUGUGGUCACCGAUGAUGGUUUGCUGCAGCGGGCCUCGGUCAAGGUCGACCGGCGUUUUUAUGUCGAUGUGGAUGAAGGCUCAUCACUGAAGGACGUACUACAGAAGUUCGGCGCGCGGAAGGUGCCUCGGGCCACGCCGCCGACCGGGGAUAGGCCCGGAACUGAUCUGAAGCAGAUGUACGAGGUGCGCGUCGACGAGUCGCGCGAGAACAACCUUGCAGCGUUACUACCUCAGUUGGGUGCGAAGUACGAGUACCAUACCCCAGCCUGGUUCCGGCAGGUGUGUGCCGGCGGCGGGGCGUGUCGGGUGAGGCGGAGUGCGGCGAAGGAAUUGGAGUUGAAGGGCGGGGCUCUGGUCUUCGAGCCCGACGACUUGGAGUUGGCGCCUUCCGACGCUUCUGACAGUAUCGCCUUGUUGCCUUUGUCCGGUGAUAGGGCUACGAGAUUGGUUAGAGUGGCUUAUUUAUAUCAUGGCAAAUGUCCUAAGACAGGACGAGCCUGCGUCGCGCUGUUUUAUCUAGACAGAAGAGAGCGCGGCGAGGAAUCAGAUAAGGAUGACGCGUUAUCGCCGGUCUUGGCUUCACUAAUUGUAGCAGACCCCAAGGCAAGGAAAGGAGACCGCCCGCCGGCCAUGAAGCGGCUCUUCGAGAUGGCGACCCAAGACUCGCAGCGGCCCUGGAAGGAGCUACGGGUAGAGAAGUCCGAGACCAAGGCGAGUGAAACGGAAGCUUUGUCGAGUGCCGGGGCCUCAUUGGCGCAGUACGCGUCCGAGAAGCGAGGGCCCACACUAGUCAUCGUCGAGUCAUCGAUGGGCGCCGCGGAGCUGAGGAGAACUCUGCCCCAAUUAGGGGAUUUCGCGAAUUGCGAAGUCCCUUAUCGAAGCGACGACUCGCGGUACCCUCGGCUAGGCUGGCAGUCCUGGGUUUGUCGGAGAGUGUGUGAACGGGCCUCUCGCAUCCCGAGGUGGUUAGUGGAGAGACAAAGGAUGGCGCGCUACGCAAAUGUACCUCUAUCUUCUCUAGGAGCCUCACCAUUAACGAGUUCCGCGGACGUAUUGAUGGCUCGGUCCCUAAAACAGCACCGCCACCUGUUGUGGGCUUCUAGUACAGGUAAACCGGACCUCGGUGAUGACGUCGAGGAGGCCUCGUUUGAUGACGACGGUGAAUUGCCAUUAGUCUUCAGAGACUUCGCGCCCCUUGGAAGUUCCUACGCGAAACGAACAGGGGGCACGUUCCAGGACGUCGCAUCCACAAGUACGAUGGGCAUCGUGGAAUGCCCCGGGGCCUACAGGACGGUCUGCGCGCGCGUCGACGUCUUUGGGUCCGCGGUGAACGCGGUGAUGGUCUCGGACGACCUCGCGGGCGACAGCGCUCUGGGCGAGGCGGGCUACCAGGACCAGGACUGCGCGCACGCGUUUAGGAUUCUGAGAGCUUUGCUAGCGGAGUGGGUCGACGACGUGUCCAAAAGAAGAUCGGAGCACGCCGACGCGUUGCUGGUCAACGUCGAGCGGUGGCUGCGGGAUCGGUCGUCGAUCCUGCACCAUCCUUCUCUUAGACGACUUGUUCAGUCUACGACGAAACGCGUCCGCACGCGCUUGGUGUCGGAUCUGCGAAGAUUAGGUCUGAGAGUCGUCCACGCGGGCGAGAACGAGGUCAUCGUUGCUACACGGGAAACGGACCCGAAACUGGCGGCGGCGCAUCUGGAAUUCGUGUCCCAGACGAUCUCGCAGAGACCCGUGUUUAGAUACCUACACCUAAAGCCGCGCGCCUUCUACGCUUCACUACUCUAUCUAAACGCUCAUAAUUUUGGGGCCAUCGAAUUGCUCGACCAAGAUGAAGAAAUGACUAAUGAGGAAGGUGAGGAACGAUUACCAGUACAAGAUCGGUUCGUCAGCCAGUGGGAUCUCGCGAUAGAGCUGCCACCGAUAGCUGUCGACUGGUUCAACGUCCUUGUAGGGGCCUUCUUACAUAAACCCCUGAAAGCGCGGACGGGCAAUCUGCAGCAAGAUGAAUUGUUCACGCAGCAGUUCGUGGAAACGUUCUCUAGUCAAAAGUUGAUGCCGGUCAUCAGUGAACUACAGCGGGACUACCACGGUUCGACGACGGCGCUGGACUUUGUUAUUUUGUCGUGUCGGGCGUUGGCCCUGGAUCCUUCAGUCGAGGAGGAAUGCGUGCGAGCUCGUCGGUUACUACUGGCGCAGUUAGGCGUCCGAGAAUUCGACCCGAAGGCCCAGAUCAAAGCACCACCUCUCAAAAUAGAGAUCAAGGGCGUCGCGUGCCCGCACUGCGAUGCUACCAUAGAUGUGGACGUCGCGGCGGCCUUUCACCGCGGCCGGGCCGAGGAGGCCCAUCAGGGCAUCGUGCCGGACGAGGACGCCGAGCCUCCCCAAUGUUUAUGCGACCGCUGCGGCGCCGCUUUGCCUUCUUCCGUUUUGGAACAACGCGUCGCGGAGACUAUUACACUAUGUCGGGCGCGGUUUUUAGCUCAAGACCUGCGCUGCAAGCGGUGCAAGCGCGUCUGCCGCGAGGAGUGCGCGACGCACUGCCCCUGCUCGGGUACGUACGACACGGACGUCAACACUCAGGAGUUCUACGCUUAUUUGAACGAGUGCCACGACGCGGCGGGCUACUUCAAGUUCGAGACGUUGGGCGAGAAGUGCCUCUCUUUGGUUGACGAGUGCAAGGCCGACGUGAAGCGGCGCCUCGGCGGGCCCUACCACGUCGCCUAGGAUCCCGCUCCUUAUUAACUAGGUGUUAUCAA
This is a messenger RNA of Pelagomonas calceolata, 6856 nucleotides long. NCBI's taxonomy places the organism in Eukaryota, Pelagophyceae, Pelagomonadales, Pelagomonadaceae. The record is from the annotation of a GenBank genome assembly.